UCCUAUGAAACAUCAGCGAAGAGUCGUGUUGGAGAAAAAUGAAUUGGACUGAUUCAACUUCCUAUGGCGAAACAUAUUAUAUGAUUUUAAACGGAAAGGGCCUGAAAGUUUGGGCAAUCACGCUCAUACUCCCUGCUAUAUUUUUUAUAGCAACGACAUAUAUCAUGGUUAUGUUAAUUAUUGAAAUGUGCUCUACUGGGAUUGGAUUGCGUGAAGCUAAAAGUGUAGGAGAACGAUUUGGUGCCUGGAUGAAAAUAAUGAGACUCUUGCUAGCUACCGUCUCAAACAUUUCGUACCUAGAUUGCUGGCUGAUCCGACUUUUGGUCGAUCUUUACUAUCCUGAGUAUUGUCAAGUUUAUAAAUUAUACCGCAUUGGAUCAUUCAGCAUCACUAUUGUUCUAAGUUACUUAGCGAUGUGGUUGAGACAUCGCGUAAUCUACAGUAAUCCUUCAAUGUCUCAUUUAACAAACCCCAUUACACGCACCAUAAGUGUGAUCGUAGUGGUCUUGAGCGUGUUGUUACCCACUUCCAACGCCGUUCUUUCUAUAGCUACAUUUCAUAGUGAAGUGACUGAAGGUGGUUGUAUGGUAGUAUCUUCCACAAUACCAACCAAAACUCCCUGGAUUAUCAUUAGCAUGUCUUCAACAAUAUUACAGUUAAUGAUUUUAGGUCUGUUCAUACACCCAUUGAGACAGCAUCAAAUUGUUAUCGGACGCGCUGCUGACAACUUGACACCGGUGUUGAGAAAAGCAUUCUAUACAUCUCUGGUUUGCUGCUUGAGUGAUACUGCUGCUUCUGUCGUAGCAGCAACGAUUGGAGGGACGUUUCUGCCUUUGGCUGUGACAAUGAGUUCAUUUGCGAACCUUACGAUGAUAGUAGUGAGUUUUGCCGAAUGGCAAAAAACUAUUUUUCCGUGUAUACGAUCUGGCAACAUUUCUUGAAUACAACAACAUCAUGCUACUAUGGAAUGGAAGUUAGUGACUAAAAUAUUCAAGGCGUUACGCACGGGUGUGGACAAUUAACGUUACUACUCACUGAGUGAGGUUCACGGAUGGUUUUCAAAAAUGUUCUAUAAUUUCAAGGGUAACAGUCACACCUUCUCAUUCGUGUUGAAUAAUUCAGUUUGCCAGUGUUGGCGGUGAACUACUAACUUGUAUAUAUGCACAGUAUAUAAAGACCGUUUGUAUAUUCAAUACUUAUUUUUGAUAUCAAACAUUUCUAUUCAACAAAUAUCAUUUCUUGCUUCCAUUUUAAUCAGCUAUUUCUGGAUGUGCCGGCCAUGUGUACAAGUUUGUACAAUAAUCGACAAAAUGAUGUAUUGAUGUGUGGACGCGCCCUUUUCAAAAAUACUAGUGCGUCUCAAUUGUUUUUUCUAUUUAGUUUUUAUUUCCAUCUAACUAAUCUCAAACCCGACAUGGAUUGGCAACAGGAUAAAGACCGUGGAUACCUAAUGUUAAUCACAUGUAAUUUGUAUUGCGCGAUGUUGGUUGUUUAACUAUCAAUUAGAUGGUUCAACUACCGAAAUCCGCCCAUGAAUAAAAAAAAACAGUGCUGUAACAAUCAAGUUGCUGAAACUUGCUAAUGUUUAUUUAGAUACUUGAACCUUGGGUGUCGCUGCUUGAUAACCACCUUUGGUUCCUCGCGGCUUCCCCUCCCCAGUGAAAUGUGUAUUCAAUAUUAUUUAUUCCUCUUAAUUUUGCAUGUUAACUUUUUUGUACUGGAUGGAAAAAAUAAACUUGACUAUGACUAUG
Styela clava is the source of this 1751-nucleotide messenger RNA. NCBI's taxonomy places the organism in Eukaryota, Metazoa, Chordata, Ascidiacea, Stolidobranchia, Styelidae. The record is from RefSeq and is a predicted model, not a curated record.